Myxocyprinus asiaticus (Chinese sucker) is the source of this 5870-nucleotide messenger RNA. Its product is annotated as zinc finger protein 16-like. NCBI's taxonomy places the organism in Eukaryota, Metazoa, Chordata, Actinopteri, Cypriniformes, Catostomidae. Gene Ontology annotation, biological process: regulation of transcription by RNA polymerase II. The record is from RefSeq and is a predicted model, not a curated record. Gene Ontology annotation, molecular function: DNA-binding transcription factor activity, RNA polymerase II-specific; RNA polymerase II cis-regulatory region sequence-specific DNA binding. The transcript has 3 exons. The coding region runs from base 336 to 1901 and encodes 521 amino acids.
UCAUCUGCUGCCUGCUAGAAACAAACCGUGGUCCCUAUGUACAAUGGGCGCGAUUUUCUCGUAUGGUAUCACAUACUCCAUUCCACUGCGGGGCACUACCACAGGCCACAACCGAAAUUUCGUACAUCCGGGGAAGACGACACUGUACGCUUUAAUCAUCUUAUUACUGUAUCAAUAACAUCUAUAUCCAGAUCAUUCAGCGCACGGUCUUUGAGAAAUCCGCUGCGCGAGGAUCGUUAUCAUAAGGGUGGUUGUUUUCCUCUGAGUCGUUAUUAUUCAGACACACCUAAUCUACAUUGCAUCAUAAUCAAAGGUGCCCUCAAGGUGACAGGACAAUGUCAGAAGCCCUUUUCCUCACAUUCCAGUCUCAGCUCUCCGUUGUCAUGGAGACCAUCCUCAAAUCAGCCAUGUUUGAGAUAACCAGGCUGGUGGAGGACAGCUUCCUAGAGGAAGUUGGUCGUCGUAAACAGGAGGUGGAACUCUUGAGACUAAGGCUGCAGUUGUCUGAGAGUAAACUGAGGGAAAGAGAAUGGGAACCGGGUAGAAAGUGCACAGACUGUGGCCGAACAGGAGAUUCCAGCACCAGAGAAGAGAGCCGACCUGUAGAGAUAGUUCGAGGCCUAACCCUGAGAGAUCAGUCUACCAAUGGACCUCCAUUGACUGAAGACGCAUGGAGCACUAGACAGCAACUGGAAUCUAACAUACACACAGCAACACACUCACUUUCUAAAGAGAAGCGUGAUGUACACAGACAGAGUGCUAAAGAGAUCACCGCACCUCACACAAACUCCAAUGCACAGAUUCCUCAGGAUGUUCUGCAGCGACUUCUGGGCAAUGCAGCUGUUCAUUGUGAGUCCACUAGUGAUUUUAGACCCAGAGUGAGUGAUGUAGACAAAUCUGAAAAGGACUUCACUCUUGAUAAGGAAAUGGACUUAAAUUACUCAAGACUUUUACAAAGUCCUUUGGCUGAGGAUAGGCAUGAGGAUUUGGCACCAUCUUCACCAAACAGUAGGGUAAAAUCAGAGACAGAGCUGGAUCUUCAACCGGUCAAGGAGGAGGAAGAGAUGGUUCCGGUGUGGGAAAGCGAUAGAGAUGACGGUUGCCAUGCAGAAAUGGCUGAUCCGAGUCUCGGAGUGCUCAGAGGGUCUAGUGAUCAGGAGGAGAUACAGGUAGAAAGCUUUCCAAGUCUAAACUCUCUCGAAAUGCCAGACGCCGCCUCAUUUUUCACACCUUAUUCAGUGAACACAUUGGUACAUCAAGGUAUUAGGGCACAACAUAUUCAUUUAAGCACAACAGAGCUGGUGCUAUCCAGCUUACCAGGGAGGUCAAAUUCACUUGUCCAACAAGAAAACAGACCAACUCAUGGUUCAGAAAGUUCUGUCCCCUGUUCUCAUGAUGAUGUUUGUCCAAGCGGGAAAAAAAUCAGCCACUCACAACACGCAAAGCGUGAACAAAUCCAUGCAGAAAGAUCCCACCGUUGCACCCAGUGUGGGAGAACUUUUGUGAGAGCGUGUGACCUCAGGGCUCAUAUGCUGAUCCACAAAGGAAAGAAACCUCUAAAUUGUACCCAGUGCGAUCAGACGUUUGCGUACAACUUUGAGCUCAAGGUUCACCAGCAACACCACUCAGGGGAGAGACCACACGUCUGUCCACACUGCGGCAAGGCCUUUGCUCGGCUGAGCAACUUCAAGCAGCAUCAGAACAUCCACACGCGGGAGAAGCUCUUCAGUUGUAAUCAAUGCGGGAUGAGGUUCAAUCGAGCCACCAACUUGCGAGUCCAUCUCAGAAGACACAGCCACGCGGGGAAGACUUAUAAUUGCCCUCAAUGUGGAAAGAGCUUUUUGGGUCCCAGGCAAAUGAAGGCUCAUUUACUGAAAAUCCAUGGAAGAGGAGGGAAAUAAAUCCAUCUACAUUUCAACUUAAGAAACAGCAUUCAUAUUCUUAUUUUACGUCAAAUUCAAUUUGAACUGAUCCUCAAUUGGUCUGAUGUUUACAUGUUAUCAAUGGUGUGCCCUGUUGGGGUAUAUUAAAUUAUCCCUAGUCCACACAUGUUUGAUCCUUGAGAAUGGAAACUCCCUUUUGCUAUUUGACCCAAAUCCCAUACCUGAAUCCAGCGACAUUAUAAUACACCCAUAUAGAGCUAGGAGUGGUGAGAGCUCAGGGUGAGCCAAACUACAGUUGCAACCAGUCACACAAGCAGCAGAAAGAACAUUGGAGGACAUAACAUGCUGUAAAUAAUCUGAACAAUCCAUUUGCAAUAAUUUACAUCUUAAAGACACCCAAACACCUGUAAAGCACCAGGACAAAUCCUUAUGCAUGGAAUCAUUUUAAACAAUAUAUUAAUACUAAACGAAAACAAUAAAAACUUUUUGAAAGUUAGUUUGCUACUUCAAUUUCCACAACUAUAUAAGGUUCCCUAUAGUUUCAAGACCCCUGGCUUGUAUAGAGUGCAACAGUCUGGUUCCAGAAGUAAAUAUCCUAUUCAUGUAUUCUAUAGGUGAAGUGAUUAAUAAUGAUAACUUAUAAACGUUUUAAGACAGACCUACCUUGAGCUCAGAGGUUCCUUGAUGAUAUAGAGCUUAUUCACAGUAGCGCCAUCUUUGAUUUUUAAUGGGAAUGAAAACAAGGUUGUGAGGGAUAUACUUACCAUCUCUUCAGUGGCACGUAUGGUACAAAGCUGUAUAAAGCUUCUAGAUCACAUCUGAUGUUCCACAACUCAUGUUGUCUGGAGUUCUUUGUAUACUGAAUGGAAAGAUAUUUUUUUAAUGUUUUGAUCGUGGAAUGAUCCAAAAACACUUUAAAGUGGAGGACAGCCCAUUGAAGAGUCUGUACAUCUGUCCCUCAAAGCCUCAUUGUUAUUCCCGUCAAAAAUCUAAGAUGGCUGAAUAAGGUCUAUUUGCUUCUGUUGAAGUCAUCAGUCUGCAUAAUUUCAACUUCAUUUUUUUAAUAUUGUGUUUACUAGCACUUUUUACUGAUAAAGAACUAUACUAUCCAUAUUCCAGCACAGAAAGAUCCACCAAUCGGAGAAUCUCAGCCAACAAAAUACACUGAAAGAGCCCAGUAGCAACCGUCCACUCCCAUGAUGCACUGUGAAUGACAUCAAUAUGCACACAGUCUUGUACCUUUUGUCUUUUUGUCCGAUUUUCAAAUACUUUUUUGUUUCAAAUCAAAGUUUGAAAUGAUGUGAUUGACCUUAAAGCUGGUUGGAAUGGUUCCUGGCUAAAAACCCUUUUAAGAAGGAUUUUAUGAAAUCCCUAUGGAUAAUAUGAAUGGGAAAAAUACAGUUGAAGUAAGGAGUUUACAUACACUUAGCAAACUAUAGUUUUGGCAAGUCGUUUAGGACGUUAGUCGUUUUAUCUACUUUGUGCAUGACACGAGUAAUUUUUCCAACAAUUUUUACAGACAGAUUGUUUCACUUUUAAUUGACUAUAUCACAAUUCCAGUGGGUCAGAAGUUUACAUACACUAAAUUAACUGUGCAGCAGCUUGGAAAAUUCCAGAAAAUGAUGUCAAGCCUUUAGGCAAUUAGCUUCUGAUAGGAGGUGUGCUGAAUUGUAGGUGUACCUGUGGAUGUAUUUUAAGGCCUACCUUCAAACUCAGUGCCUCUUUGCUUGACAUCAUGGGAAAAUCAAAAGAAAUCAGCCUAGACCGCCACAAGUCUGGUUCAUCCAUGGGAGUAAUUUCCAAAUGCCUGAAGAUACCACAUUCAUCUGUACAAACAGUAGUACACAAGUAUAAAAACCAUGGGACCACGCAGCCAUCAUACCGCUCAGGAAGGAGAUGCAUUCUGUCAACUAGAGAUGAAUUUAGUUUGGUGCUAAAAGUGCAAAUCAAUCCCAGAACAACAGCAAAGGGCCUUGUGAAGAUGCUGGAGGAAACAGGUAGACAAGUAUCUAUAUCCACAGUAAAACGAGUCCUAUAUCGACAUAACCUGAAAGGCUGCUCAGCAAGGAAGAAGCCAAUGCUCCAAAACUGCCAUAAAAAGCCAGACUACAGUUUGCAAGUGCACAUAGGGACAAAGAUCUUACAUUUUGGAGAAAUGUCCUCUGGUCUGAUGAAACAAAAAUGGAACUUUUUGACCAUAAUGACCAUCGCUAUGUUUGGAGGAAAAAGGGUAAGGCUUGUAAGCCGAAGAACACCAUCCCAACCAUGAAGCAUGAGGGUGGCAGCAUCAUGUUGUGGAGGUGCUUUGCUGUAGGAGGGGCUGGUGCACUUCACAAAAUAUAUGGCAUCAUGAGGGAGGAAAAUUAUGUGGACAUAUUGAAGCAACAUCUCAAGACAUCAGCCAUGAAGUUAAAGCUCAGUCGCAAAUGGGUCUUCCAAAUGGACAAUGACCCCAAGCAUACCUCCAAAGUUGUGGCAAAAUUGCUUAAGGACAACAAAUCAAGGUAUUGGAGUGGCCAUCACAAAGCCCUGACCUCAAUCUGAUAGAAAAUUUGUGGGCAGAACUGAAAAAGCGUGUGUGAGCAAGGAGGCCUACAAACCUGACUCAGUUACACCAGUUCUGUCUGGAGAAAUAGGCCAAAAUUUCAGCAACUUAUUGUGAGACGCUUGUGGAAGGCUACCCAAAACAUUUGACCCAAGUUAAACAAUUUAAAGGCAAUGCUACUAAAUACUUACAAAGUGUAUGUAAACUUCUGACCCACUGGGAAUGUGAUGAAAGAAAUAAAGCUGAAAUAAAUCAUUCUCUCUACUAUUAUUCUGAGAUUUCUCAUUCUUAAAAUAAAGUAGUGAUCCUAACUGACCUAAGACAGGGAAUGUUUUCUAUGAUUAAAUGUCAGGAAUUGUGGAAAAACUGAGUUAAAAUGUAUUUGACUAAGGUGUAUGUAAACUUCUGACUUCAACUGUGCUUCCGUAACCAGGACGGCUGAAAAUGUAGGACCGUAACGCUCUAUUUAGAAUCAGAAAUGAUUGAAUGACUUCAACAGGAAUUGUUUUGCUGUUGUAUUAUCAAUGUAAAAUAAUUUUUAUAUUUUAUAUAAUGUUUUUGUGUGCCCUCAAUAUCAUAUCUGCUAAUAAUAUUUUAGUAUAAUUUUAAUAAAAUGAUGCCCUGACAUUCUAAAUUGUGAUCAAUAAAACUAAAUUGUCAAUUCAAAAUAUGAAAAAGGUAAAAUAAGUAUUGAUCCAACAUUCAAAGUAUUCUGUUGGGAAAAAGUAAAUUAACUUUAAGAUUUGCUGAGUGAGCAAUGACUGCAGCCAAACAUGCUAUAUUCCAUAGAAAUCCAUUUCAAAACGCUACAUUUCAUCCACUUCAGUCAUUUUUCCAUGGUACUUCUUUGUAUUCCCUAGUAUUAUGCCUUGAUUUUUGUCUUGAAGUGAUUGUUAUCGAACAACUGCUCCUGGGUAGAAUAACACUAACAGAAUAACACCAAUUUCUUACAUGUACAUUGUAUACUAUAUUAAUGGGGGCCCAAGUCUUUACUAAUUACUGUUUAGUAUUAGCUGGAAACUUUUUUUUUUCUUUUUUUUAAAAGAAAGGUUCAACCAAACUGACCAAAAUAUUAAGAAUAGGCAUCAGAUUCAAAUGAUCCUUAGCAUAAAGGACAUUAUACGAUGAUUUGAAUUAUUUUUCUGACAAAAGCAGUGCAUGUAAGCAAGAUGUGUUCAAAAAGACUUUAAAUUAUAGAGACUUUUAAUUUGAUUAUUGUUGUUUGUUUAGAUAAUUUGUAUUCAUUAUUUUGACUUAAAUGGAGAAAAUAACUCAACAAUGUGACACUGAAACAAGACUACAGAUAUUUCUAAAAUGUUUACAAACAAACCUUCUGCACUUCAUAUGAAAUAUAUCGUCUUAAAUGAACAUUGUCUCAGCUGUGUUAUUGCAGACCCGACUUCAUGUCUUUAAUAAAAAAUAAACAGACAGAGAAAAAUAAA